Anthonomus grandis grandis is the source of this 9562-nucleotide messenger RNA. RefSeq names its product zinc finger protein 287-like. The transcript has 6 exons. The record is from RefSeq and is a predicted model, not a curated record. The coding region runs from base 393 to 2171 and encodes 592 amino acids. Gene Ontology annotation, cellular component: nucleus. Lineage: Eukaryota; Metazoa; Arthropoda; Insecta; Coleoptera; Curculionidae.
AAAUUAAUAAAUAUAUAGGUUAGUCAAAUUACAAAAAUAUUUUAAAUUAAGUUAAUUUUAUUUACGUGUAAAAAAUAACAUUAAAGUGUGUUGGUAUGUGGAUGUAUCUAUAAUCCCUUAUGGUGAAAUAAUAUGCACAUAUUUGGAUUUUCCUUCGUGGGUGCUACCAUAUAAAAAAGCUCAUACGUCUUCCUAUGGGUAUUUAUUGUGGUUUGGCAUCAACGGAUUAGACCCUUUAGAAGAUUUACAAUUGACAGUCUACAACAUAUGUCAGCUCUUUCAUGUGAUAGAUAUCCCGUCUUAACUUGUUCCUAUUAAAUAUCCCAAUAUAUUUCUCAAUAUACAUAUAUCGCAAUAUAUUCCCUAAUAUAUAUCCUAAAACAAACCCUAAUAUGUAUUCCAUAAAUACUCGAGCUCUUUGGUUAUCAGGGAUUUAUUCAGAUACCCAAAGAAUCCCAAGCAACUUGCUAUGCACAAAUCCUAACUUCCGAGUCCCAAGACCGUACAUGGAACUAAAGACCAACCAAACGAUGGACGUUUCCGACCAAUUUCAACCCCCCGAGACCCAUCAGGAGAUCAACAAAACCGACUUUUUCGAUUUCGUGGUAACCCCAGAUGCUGCCGGUGCGGAAUUCACUAAACAAAUGCGUUCGGUGAACGUGUUCCUGAGCGACGGGUCGGAUGAGCUCAGGGAACCCAACAAUAAUAACAUGAUAGUAAGCGAGAUCAGUUCCAGUGGUGCAGAAGGUGUGAGCGGUUUCGAUGCUAACUUGUGGAACGAAAAAGACACGAUAAAAAUUGAAACUGCCAUUCUAGAAGAUUUAAACAAGUAUUGCUGGACCAAUGAUGAGGUAAACGGAGUGGUCCAAAUCAAACAAGAGAGCUCUGUAAAUAAUAAUAACAAUAAUAAUAGCAACGGGCAGAUAUAUACAACCCUUACGGUGUUAAAUGGUUUGGAGCAAGCUUCUACGUGGUACCGACCAUCAUUAGCAAUCAAAGAAGAAGACGUAUCGAUAUCUAGCCCGACGGAGAUGGAGCACCUUCAUAGCGGAAUCGAUAUAGACUCCUUCCUAAGCAUCAUACCCAAUCAAAUCUCAGAGUUCAACAGUCCGUACGAUAACACUACCAUGUCACCUAAUACAGACGGUCUUAUUAAGUCGGAAACUUACACUUAUGAGGACAGCGGGUUUGCAGAUAAUAAAGAGGAGCUGGGCAGCACCUUGAUUAUUGACACACCCCUACUGGAAGCUCACGACAGUUUCAAUAAUAACAACAACGACUGGAAGCUGCAGAAUCAGAACACCACGACGAGCACUAGUGCGGCAGAUUCGUUACUGCGGAGUGCGUUACAAGGGAAACCGUUCGUGAGGUAUAACGGGGCGAAGAGUACAGGGAAAGUUGUGGAACAGAGUAACGUGGAGCUGCGUAGGUGUCUUAGCGAGAGCCCAACCAAAACCGACACCAUUUUUAUUAAAGAGGAUACGGAGCAUAAUAUACCGACUAUUGUAGCGGGGAUUGAUGCUAAUGGUAAAGUGGUAUUCGAAGAACACUUGCCCACCCCCCGACCCCCAGCAGUUGAAUCAGUUUCAACCAUAGAAACCGCUUCAAGCAGCCAACAGCACAUGGACGAUCUGAUACUCAGCCACCUGGACCAUCCGUACUCCGAAGACUACGAGAAACUUACGCGGAUCGCUAACGAAGUAGCUGAGUCAGUAAGCCAGUACUGCAUCGAAACUACAUCGUCCGAUAGUACUAGCAACGUCGUAAGCGCCGAUCAGAUUGGCAUUUUAUACAAUAUUACGUCACCGAUACAGAUCACCACUGCCCCCUCGGUGGUAUCCAGUACAAAGAACACCAAGAAAUAUAAAAGACAGAACAGCGGGGCGAAGGCUCAGACUAGUUUGGCGAGUGCUACGUCUACAACGACCAACGCUGUACGAAAGGAACGAUCGUUACAUUACUGUAGCAUUUGCACCAAGGGAUUUAAGGAUAAGUAUUCGGUGAACGUUCAUAUUAGGACGCAUACGGGUGAGAAACCGUUUGCUUGUAGUUUAUGUGGCAAAACGUUUAGGCAGAAGGCACAUUUGGCUAAGCAUUAUCAAACGCAUAUCGCUCAGAAAAAUGCUGCUCAAUCUGGGGCUGUACCGAGCGGUAAGAGCAAAACUAGGUAGCUUUUGAACCGGGUUUAGAUGCAUUUUUAUCGUUUCUGGAUAAUGUAUAGGCCUUAUGCGGGAUCUUUGUAUACAGUCUGCACUAUUCUUAACUUUUUUUAUUCUUGAAUGUUGCAUCUUUAAGUUCUUCAAAAAAUAUUCAUUUUUUAAAUAAGAUGCCUUAUAUAUUUAUUACGUGUAUCAAUAGCAAAUGUUUUUUUAUACAAUAAAAUUUAAUCGAUUUAAAAAUGUGAGAAUUUUAGAAAUAAUUUUAUUUUCGGCUAAUAAUGUUAAAGAGAGAGUGAUUUGCAAAAGAGUAUAGGGUGACAAAUAGUACAAAAUAUUAAUGGAACUCUGAACAGUUUAAAAAUAUGUACUAAAUUUGUCCUUAUGCAUGGUCAGAGGCCUCGCAUCACUAAGAAAUAUCUUAAAAAAAGUAUUUUCAAUAAUUUGCUAUGUCAAUGGCAAUGUUUGUCAAAAUUGUACUAAAAAGCCCAAUUUCCCAUAUUUAACAUUCGGGUAGACAGUGCCGCGAAUUUUCCUCUUGGGUAGCCUUUUUAGUAAUUGUUAAUAAACGAACAAACUAAAUGUGAUAAAAUGGCCCAGGAACUCUGGUAAUUCGUACAGACUUCAUUGGUUACAUUUCUUAUGUUGAGCUCGAGAUAGAAGUUGAAGAGUAACUUGAGCCUUGUCAGAUUUGGCUUCUGUGCAAAGAUCACUUUCACCUAAUCAAGAAUUUAUUUUAUAAAAAGCUAUGGUGGCUUUGACAGCAAAUUGAGCAUAGAGUUCUGGAGUCUCUAUUGAUUAUAACCUUACUAGAAAGUUUGUUCCAUUAACCUCGAUUUGAUUGGCGAAAUACUACUCCUAAAGCCGACAUUUGGCUACGGAGUCCUGCGAUUGGGCUCGAUAUUUUCCUGUCCAAAGAGAAAUCCAAUCUUCACUCCAACUCGUCAAGACAUUAUUCUAUAAAAGGCUAAGAAUGGAGUUUGAGCAUAGAGUUCUGGAUUCUCUUUUGCUCAUUACUUUUCAGAAGGUUCUUUACCAUAUUAAAGAUCCGGGUAGACAGUUAUGCGAAUUUUCCACAUGGGCAGCCUCUUCAAUAAUUGUUCGUGCAUUUCAUGUUACAUUAAAUGGAAAUAGGUCAGGAACGCUGACUGGGUCAUUUCUGCGGGUUUCGUUGGUUGGAUUUCUGCUGGCAAAAUCUACGGCUGGAUUUUGGUUCCGUUUUUACUCGUCCAAAGAUAUUUCCAUUCUUCACUUGUAACAAGUUAAGGAUUUAUUUAAAAAAUGUCACUAAUACCUUAUGGGUCACCAUGAAUUUCCUCAACUAGAUCCAUUUAAAUAUAAAAGGUAUGAGGAUGGGAGGAAUUGCGUGGUGGUGCGUAAUCUCUGUUCCUGAAGCUUUUUUAGUACAUUUUGUUAAAUAAAAAUUGAAUCUUGUUUUUAUAAAAUGUAAACAGAUACUAUACAUGCCUUUGACUUAUACAAAUACAAUAGUUCUUCAGUUAUUGGUGGAUUUUCUAAUUUCUUCUUGUCGACUUUGGCUUUAGAGUUCUGCGAAAACUCAACUAGUCAAGGAGCAAAUUCCAGUAUCUCUUUAAAUCCUUUGUUUGCGUUGAAAAACUAAUCACAACUCCAUUAUUUAUUGAACUUGAAAUUAAAGGUGCACCUUUUAUGUAUAGAACCAGAUUUGCAAUCGAUUAGUGUAAUAACGUAAAACUGAUAUUCAAUCAUUUUCCUAUACUCACUCUGUUAACCAGUAAAUAUACAUUAACUUUACUUAUUUUUUCGUAUCGUCCAGAAUAAAACAAUUGAGAAUAGUGCAGACUUAUUUUCAAGUACUAUAUCUAAAUUUUUGUCUAUUUUAGGCACAGCUAGCAAUAUUUUUGAAGGUAGAAAGCUUUAAUAAAUUAAUUUCUUGAGAAUCCAAAGUUGUGCUUUUUUACUGUUUCAACUUUUGCUUAAUAAUUCUUCAGUUUGUCAAAUUAUUAAUAAAAUAGGUAAUAUAUUUUAUUAAUUUUAAUAUUUGUUUUGCGACAUAACGAAGGGUACAAACGCUAAAAUUGAAAUCUAUACACAAUUAAAUAAAAAUUAGUUGUUAAAACCGAAUUAAAAAUAAAUAAAUGUUCUUUAAAUAUUAUGAAAUUAAUAAUAUUUAAACAUACUUUAAUUUUUUAAUUCGAUUAAUCUGUCUAGUCAAAGAAGUAUGCGUAAUAACUCCCGUAUCAGGAACCAGAAGAUUCCAGAAAGGCGAAUUCUGGAUUGGAUUAAUUCCCUUCAAAGAUCCCUAAGCUUCUUAUUUUUUUACCAUUUAGCAUUUCAUUUCAUUCCAAACAGUUGAGAGAAAAAAAUAAAUGCAAUAUAUAUGCGAAAAAUUAAAUUAAAACAAGACUUAAUCUUCUUUAAGUAUUAUAAAAUAAAUACUAUUUUAAUGUAUUAAAUCCUUUAUUCUAGGCAAAGAGUUACACAUAAUCAUUUCUUGUAUUAAAUCGUUUUUUUCCAAUAUUGAUGUUCGUGGAAUUUACAAUAUUAUUGUUUGCUCUUGUUACUUACACUUCUAAAAAAUAAUUUUUAAUUUUAUUUCGCAAUAAAUGUGCAGCUUCAAAAUACAUAAGCUAAAAAUGAAAAAGACGUCGGGUCGUUACGCGUCCCAAGAACAGUAUUCCAAAUAUUCCCAAUGAUCUAUCAUGUUUUUAUAAACGCCUAUUAAUUGUUGAAUUGGAAAAUCCAAAAAGCCCUUAACUGAUACCUGGACUUGAAGAAAAGCAAUUUAGAUAGACGAGAUGGCCGCUUUAGAAAGUUCACAUAAAUAAAUUGUUUGAGCAUCAGUAAAGUAGUAGAAAAUAAGAAAAUAGAAUUAAAGUAGUAGAAAAUACUUUCAUACUUUCCAGUUAUCUCAAAGGCAAACAAGGGAAUGCAAACAUAAUUUUAAUUCUCCGCACUGAUCCCUGAAAGUGGUUUGAGAAUAGAAAAUGUUAAUAUUUGCAUUUCCAGAUGUUCUAACUGAGCAUCUGAUUUUAUAGAAGCAAAUUUAUAUUUCUUUUUGUGUGUUUGAUUUUUAUAGAAAUUUAAAAGUUUUUGUAGAAAAAACCUAAAUCCUGGUCAUUUUUUUCUAAUUGAUUUUGUUGAGCAAGCAAUAGAUACUUUGAGGUGCCCAAUGGCCCAAGAUAUAUUCUAAUUUUGUAAUUUCUUCCCAAGUCUUUAAAUGUUAAAAGUUUUGUAAUCACCAAACUGAUGGUAUAUAAUAUCAAUUAUUAAUAUAUUAUUCAGUUGUAUGCUGGGUUUAUGCAAUUGUUAUUUUUGCGUCAAAAAAGUUCAUUAUAACAAUUUUUCCUUUAUCUAAACGUGUAAAUCUUCACUGUUUCACUCAAAUCACAUCACAAUCAAAUCACAAAAUAGAUUUAUUUUUAACUUUCGUUAAAAUGUAGAAAAUCUUUCUUUACUAUAAAGUAAUCUCAUUUUUUUUUUAUUGUAAUGAGUGGGAUCUAAAAAUUCUUAAAUAAGAAAAAAAUUUUUAGUCAUGAUUACAGAAUUGGGCCAUUUGGUAAAGUGGGAUAUUAAUUAAAACCAGCAGUGUUAAUUUGCUCAUAAGAAUAUUCCAAGUAUUGAUGAUCACAAGUGAUGGUCAUGGUUAAAUGAAAUUUCAUAUGAAUCUACCCAUUUAAUACCAAGGACGGAAAGAAGAAAAAAAAGGCAACUUUUUGCAAAAAGUAUUUAUUCAUGUAAAUAAAAGAACAUAUUUUUAUUAAAAAAAAUAGUUUUUUUGUUAAUUUUAGGAAAAAAAAGGUGGCGCGUAAACGAACCACUGGUAGGUACAAUUAAGUUAUUUUUGGUGAUAUUUCACAAAACAACCUGUAUGCAAAUGAACAUUACACUUUGUACAGAUAUAUAUUGUAUGACUAUGACAUAUUCUACAUCUACAACGCAGCUUCUGAGCAUGAGAGACCAUAAGGUGGCCUUGGUUAUUGAAGCGCAAUUCAUCGAUAUUAGCACCAACGUUCCUUACAACUCUAUUAGCGUCCGUUUUUAGGAGACUUGAAAUCUACUUGUGAUAUUUUAUUUUCAUUUACCAAGUUGUAUAUCUUCCAUGCAUUUACUACCAAACUAUCCAAUGCAUUGCAAAAUAUCGGCCACCGCCAUUUCUCUCCCAAAAUUUGGGAUCGGUAGUUUGCAAUGCGAUUGUCUUGUAGAUCUACCCCACGCAUAAACUUAUUAUAUUUAGAUAUUGCAUAAGGCUGUUGAAUGAAUGUUUCUAUUCGUUGUUUUUUAUUAUAACGCUUUACUCUGGUGAGCGGUUCUAUAUUAUAAAUAUACUUCCAACUGUAACAACUGAAUUGUCGUUCCAACGAAUAAAAAAAAUUUUUGAAUUAGCAUCGUAAGCAGCAUCAAAUUCGCCCCGCUCAGUUUUUUCCAUUUUGUUACUAUCCAAUAAAGGACAACGACUUGUUCGAUUGUCACGGAUGGUGCCUGUUGCAAAAAAACCAUUUUGUUUUAAGUGACCAAAAAGUUUGAAAGACGAAAAAAAUUGUCAAAAAAGAUUUGAUGAUUUUGUGGUUUUUCUACUACAGACAGUAAGCUCAUAACAACAUCACCACCCAAACCUAGCUCGGAGUGUUUUUUAUCUUGAGCUCCAGCAUACGGAAGGGAAUAAAAAAAGGUAUCCAUUAGAUGAACAAAGGCACCAUAAUUUGAACCCAAAACUUUAUAAACAUUUUGCAAGGAUGUCGGCCAAAAUAUGGCACCAUUUGUUCAUCUAUUUAAAGAUUGAAAGCAAAAAUUCCAAAUUGCAAAUUUUUCUUAUUGAGUAAAUCUAAUAAAGCCCUAACUUUGGAAAAUUUAUCUUUCUUGUCCAAUAAAGAAUUAUCUGAUAAGUGCAAAUUUUGCUUUAUUUGUUGAAAUCUAUUCCUGCUCAUGCAUUUUUUUAUUAGAUCAAUUCCUUUAUCCUCAUCCGUUGACCAAUAAUGUUAAAUUCUAGCUAAAGAAUGAUAUCUUAAAAAUAAAAGAAUACCUAUGAAAUUUAAAAGUUAAGGUUUUGUUAUUAAAAAAUCAUGGCGAUUGUUAUCAUGAGUAUACUUUACAGCAAAAUUUAACAAAAGUUCUACGACAUCGUCAUCAAAAAACAAAUAAAAUAUCUCAAGGGGAGACUUUCCAAAAAGAAGGUUUUGUAAAUUUUCCCUUAACUGAAAUUCUGUAGAUACAGGUUCAUGGGUAUACGUUAUCUGACCUUUUUUCCACUUCGGUAAAAUGGCUUUUAUACUUGCAGAAGCGAGCAACUUUCUUCUUUUUGAAUCCGAUGUUUCUUCAUCCGAGAGAUCCCACUCUUGUUCGUUUCUCAUGCGUUUGCCCUCAUUUUCAGUAACAUUCUCAUUUAACUCUGGCUACUCUGACACAUGUAGCUCAAAAGUUCCAACUAUGUCAUUAGGCCUUUGACUAUCUACCAUGUUAUUAUCAUCAUCAAUCUCCUCUUCGUCUGUCAAUAUAUCAACAUCAGGUGGAAUAUAAAUAGCAUCGAUAGUGUCUAAAAGUAAAAAUAAUAUUUUUUGUAAUGCUGAUGUUGUAACAAUAGCCGAGCUAUUAUAUUUUUAUUAUAGUAAAUAAAAUAAUUUAUAAUGUACCAUACAUCAAAGUUCCUACCAUUUUCCUGAUUUUCCAAGCUCAGAACCACUUCUUUCAAGGCGUCUUCUAAUUCACUUUGAGUUAAAAAUUUUCGGAAAGACAUUUUUUAGCACAGUUAUCACAAAAGAUAUAAACUCUUGCACACUAUAACGAACAAUGACGAAAAACACAUUUUUCAUUUAGAUAUUGAAAUUCGUCUAGGUAGGCAAAAAAAUAAUGAUUUUUUAUCAAUAUUUAAACAUCUAUAUUUCUAUGCUUUAUCGACGUAAAACGUAUUCCUCCAAAUUUUUAUUUCAUUUUAUAUCGAACUACUCAUACGUAACAAAAAACCUAAAAUAAAAAAAUGGGAAUUUUUUACAUAGUCCUAAAGUUAGUGGUUCACGAACGCACCCACUGGUACAAAAUGGGUUAAAAUCAAUGUAAAUUUAUAUUGUCAAAAUUCAUAAGAAAAAAAAUGAUUACAAUUGUAUUUGUAAAUCAAACAGUCAUAACCAUAAAUAUCCAAUGAAAUUUAAAACAAUAUAUAAACCCUACUAGGAAGACACUAUCCUAGUUGUGCCUAUUUCAAUAUGUGUAUAGGCUGUCUCAUGUUCAAUUUUAUGAUGUCGUUUUUCUUUAUCAUCAUGUAAUCGACUGGGACACCCUAUACCAUUAACCAGUAUUUUCAUAAUUCUUACACCAAUAAGGCCUUAAUAUUAGAAACGAUACUAAGAUAUACAACUUUGACAAUAAUAAUAUCUUCCGGUAAACAAAUAUAUCCAGUAUGGAUAUAAUAUCAGUUUUGUCCUAUGGACAAAUCGAUUUGAAGCAUGCAUACACCUACUAAACGAAAACAAUGACAAAACCUGGUUCCUAACAAUCCUAACCCGUUUAAAAGCGACUUUUGCGAUUUUUAUUAUUUAGGAGCGAGCCGCGGUAUAAAAAAAGUCCGUUGGGUGUACGGUCUCCUAUUUACGUAUAAAAGAGUGCUGUGAUGACUUUUUUUUGUUAUUAGAAUGAGAUGAAGCUAGUGAAAUUCUGCCUAAAUUCGUUUGAUCUUGCCAUUUAAAAGUAAUGUUAUUAUUUAUAUAUUUAUGUGUUAAUGAUGUAGGCACUUGUUUUUUGUACUUAAUUAUUAUUAAUCGUGCAGGGAGGGACUUGAUUAUAUUAUUAAUAAUUUAAGAUUGUUUUUUCCUAAUACAAAAAGUAUUAUACAUCCUUCCCUGUAUUGAACUUUUUUUACAAAUAGAGUUAUUAAACAUUUUAAAUGAAUCGAAAUAAUUAGUUAGAGAUAAGAUAAUGGUAGUCUACUUAUUUAUGUUUUUUUUUUUAAAUAAGAUGUACAUAUAUUUUGUUAUGUAUAGUUUUAAUAUAAGUGCUUUUAUAACUGGAAUAAAAUCCACUUAUGGGACUUUUACCACAAAAUACUCAUUGUUCUUCAAAUACUACUAUUUGCUAUUUCUCCAAAAGCAGAAAAAUAAUAAUUAAGGGAUCUCAGCUUUUUUAUCCAUUUGGAAUAUACAUACAUGUAAAAGACAAUAAUGAAUAUAUUUUUGAGACAUUUUUUUCUAGUAUAUUGGGCGAACGAAUCAUAUCUGAUUACCCAAGCCAUAUAUAAUAUAAAAUAAAAACCGUUUAUACUCAAUGUUAUGUAUAGUUGUAACAGAUUUUAUUCUUUUUUAUGUCUUUAUAUUAAUUUUAUAAAGGAAUUUUUUGUACUAGUUUCAUAUUAUAUUUUAUAAUUUUUUUUUAUUAUUUUUUGAUUAUGUGUACUCAAUGUUUUUUUAUAAACGAAUAAAAGUAUUUAAUAUAUUUUU